This is a messenger RNA of Vitis vinifera (wine grape), 1016 nucleotides long. RefSeq lists its product as uncharacterized. The coding region runs from base 273 to 794 and encodes 173 amino acids. The record is from RefSeq and is a predicted model, not a curated record. Gene Ontology annotation, biological process: rRNA 5'-end processing. NCBI's taxonomy places the organism in Eukaryota, Viridiplantae, Streptophyta, Magnoliopsida, Vitales, Vitaceae. The transcript is spliced from 8 exons.
CCAGAGUAUGUCUAUAUCUUUGGGUUAAUGCGUAGGAAAUACCUCUAUACCACAAAAAGGAAACCAUUUGGAAUUUUCAGCACAAGCCAAAAGAAAAAGAAAAAACACACAAGACUUCAGAAUGUAUCCUUGUUGUUUUGGUAAUUUGAUUUGAUUUUGGAAGAAAAAAGCGAAGAAUCAACACCCAAAGAAAAAUUAAUAACUACCGCUUUCAGCCUAUCAAAAUUACUUCCAAAACCUCCAAAGCGGUUGUGCCUCACCAAGUGUUUGUGAUGAAGUAUGUGAAGCCAGUUAAUUUGUUCCAUGAUUUGCUGAAAAUGAAAGCCACUGAACGAGGGCGUUUGCUGGGUUUGGAUGUUGGUGAUAAGUACGUGGGGUUAGCUGUUUCUGAUCUUCAUAACAAGAUUGCAUCGCCCCUAAGUGUUCUGCUUAGGAAGAAAUCAAACAUUGAUUUGAUGGCCACUGAUUUUCAAAGUUUGAUUUCAGACCUUUCUCUGGCAGGCUUCAUUGUGGGCUACCCUUUUAAUAGACAGCGGAGCUCUCCAACUGCUGUGAACGUGAAAGUUUUCAUCGAUGAUCUCUGUAAAACAGGAAAACUUGAAGGUGUAAGUUUGGAAAUUAACGCUAUAAACUGUCAGAAGCCUCAUUUUGACCAAAAUGUGGAAUUACUCUUAAAGCCUUUAAAUUUGCAUCCAGUGCAGUCGAAGACUAUUCUUGACAAAUUUGCUGCUGUUGGGAUACUCCAGGGUUACUUGGACCAUGUGAACAGGAUUCUAAAGUCAAAUCCAAAGUGAUGAAUAUAUCUAGUUUGUUUUGCAUGAACAGGGUAGGGAAAUAUUGUAAACUAUUGUAUUUUCAAUUCCAAAGCCCCUUUAUUUCAUCUACUAUGUCUUCUCUAUCACUCAAAAACAGAGGAGUUACCUACAAUGUCAUCUUAUGCUGUGAUGAAUGGAAAAUAGCCAGCAUUAACUAGACAACUGGAUUGUGAUUUGGGAAUUUACAUGACUAUUCAGAUA